Molecule: messenger RNA, 3969 nt
Organism: Suillus bovinus
Lineage: Eukaryota; Fungi; Basidiomycota; Agaricomycetes; Boletales; Suillaceae
Exons: 14
Coding region: 1-3969 (1322 amino acids)
Biological process (GO): sulfate assimilation
Cellular component (GO): sulfite reductase complex (NADPH)
Molecular function (GO): FMN binding; iron-sulfur cluster binding; heme binding
Source: RefSeq, a predicted model, not a curated record
AUGUCGAGUACUACCUGUGUGGCCCGGGUAGCUUAUCUGGCUUCGGAUAUCAUCGUAGAUUCCCAACCUAUCCUUCCGUCAACCUCACAAUUCGCGAAAGAAUAUAGCUCACUCUCUGCAACUUCCAGUCGACGUCCGACAAUCUUGUCGGUGCCCCUAGGCGGUGACCCAGGGUCGACAUUAAUCAGAAACGGAUCGGCUGCUGGACUCAUCUCGUUUACCUCUUCAGCAGCAGCACAGACCGUAACCAGGCUCGUCCUGGAUGCUGCUGAACUUUCUUCACUUCCCCUUGUCUUGCAUCUUGCCGUGACAAAUGACUUGUCCGAAGUCCUUCUGCUCCAUUCUGCCCUCCCUUUCUUCUUCGUCUCCAGAACCCCCCAACAAGCACACGAUAACUCACUCCUGGCAUCUCGGUUGGCACGUACGGAGAAGGCAGUCGUGCAUGUCUUUUAUGAUGCAAAAAAUAGUCCAGUGGAGGUAAUACCGGAGAGUGAGGUGCAGCCUUUCCUUCUCUCGGAGAAGCUUGCGUCAACCAAUGGAGGGAAUGGGCACAACGGAGUGAAUGUAUCCCCUGGCUCAGAACUUUUCAAGCUUUACGAGCGCGCAGCGCUUUCUACGGUCGUUCGCAUUCGUCGCGCAUGCCCCCCACUAUCUGUGCAUGGUUCUGGCGAACCCCACACUAUCAUCUUUGGGUUGGGCGAUAUUCCUUUUGCAGACAUUGACGGAGUGUCAGUUGUCUCAUUCAGCUUGCUCACUCCCCUACUCCCCUCCCGCAUACUCGAUGUCAUUCCACCAUCUGUAUCACGUGUCAUCAUUCUCGAGCAACUCCACCGCUGGAACACGAAAUGGACACCUUUGUACCUUGAACUUGUCAAUAUAAUUCACCAGCAGGAUGUAGAUCAGCGACCCCACAUCCAGAGCGUUUACUUCAGCGACCCUGCCCAAGUGACUCCCCUUGCAAUUUUGAAGCUUCUCCAAGCAGCUCCCUCUUCUGCUCCAAUUCAACUUGGAGGCAUCAGCGCUUCCUCAAAUCUUUUGCUGGAAGUGCCACACGUACCCAAACACGAGUCAUCUUAUACGAAGAUCUUGUCUCACGUCUUUGGCGAACGUUUCGAAGUUUCCAAUUCGCCUGAUUUAGUGCUUAAACAAGGUGCUAUUGCCACCAGUCCGGAGUUUGCAGUGGGCCGCGUUCGAGGACAACUCGAUCAACGAAAUGAACUCAUUCGCUCUGUGCAGAAGCUAUUGGAGAUCAAGGAAGUCACCCCCGAGCUGCAUAAACUUUGUAGCCAGUGGGUCCUUGUCAGGGACGACGAUAGCAAGAGUCGCUCAGUGGGAAAAGAACUCAUCACCGCUCUCGAGUCUUCAAAGUUCUCGAGUCCUAUCAUCGACCGCAUUCUUUCACUCCGUUCACACUUCCCUACACGCUCAAGAUGGAUCAUUGGCUCAGACGCCUGGUCCUAUGAUCUUGGCGCCUCUGGUCUGCACCACGCCAUCGCAUCCGACGCUGGUCUGUACGCAAUGAACCACGGCAAUGUCUAUGUAGCGAUACUGCAAGCAGUCAUGGAGGCGGACAGGCACAAAGGCCCCAGUGUCGUGCUCGCAUACCUGCCUUAUCAAAAUGAGGAUGCACCAGCACUUGAGGUUUUGAAGGAGACCAAGCUCGCUGUCGACGCUGGGUACUGGCCUCUUUACCGUUGGGACCCUGUGAAGGAAGCGCAAGGCAAAGAGCCAUUUGCGCUCGACUCGGACGCCGUGAAGAAUGACCUCCAGCAGUUCCUUGACAGGCAGAACCAUUUGUCGCAACUCGUGCGCUCUAAGCCCGAGCUUGCCACGGAACUGGUGAGCAGCUUGGGCGAGAAUGUGAAGGAGGCGAGGAAGAGGAAGGCACAACAAGCAUAUGAUGACUUGGUUGUCUCGCUUGAUGCGCCACCGUUGGUAGUGCUGUAUGCAUCGGAUGGUGGCACUGCAGAGAAGUUUGCGAAGCGACUGGCUAACCGCGGUAAAGCCAGAGGCUUGUCAACGUCCAUUGGUACCAUCGACUCUAUGUCCAUCGAUACCCUCUCUCAAGAGGAAUAUGUGGCCUUCGUCACAUCUGUAGCAGGCCAAGGUGAACCCCCACAAAAUGGUCGGACUUUGUUUAAAGCACUCAACGCUGCUGCUCUUCGUGGAGAGAAGCCUUUCUCGAAGCUUCGAUACUCGGUCUUCGCCCUUGGUGACAGCCACUACUGGCCACGCCCAGAAGAUGCUCACUACUAUAACAAGCCGGGCAAGGAUCUUGAUGCUCGUUUGGAGCAGCUGGGGGGAGAGCGCUUUGCAGAUAUCGGGCUCGGUGAUGACCAGGAUGCAGAUGGACCAGACACCGGGUACAAAGUAUGGGAGCCUCUCGUGUGGAAGACGUUCGGCGUCGACAGCAUUGAAGUGAAAGAAGCAGAACCGGACCCGAUCACUAAUGAGCAUAUCAAGGCGGCCUCAGGUUACCUUCGCGGUACGAUUGCUGAGGGUCUCGAAGAUACUAGCUCGGGCGCUCUCGAUCCCAGUGACACCCAACUCACGAAGUUCCACGGUAUCUACCAGCAAGAUGACCGCGACAUCCGUGAUGAGCGUCAAGCUCAAGGCGUCGAACCUGCCUACAGUUUUAUGAUUCGCGUUCGUACGCCCGGUGGUAUGGACCGGAUCGCUGAUGAACAUGGCAAUGGGACGUUCAAGAUCACUACAAGAGCAACAUUCCAGUUCCACGGUCCUUCCAUUCAGGAAAUUAACAAGGUCUUGUUGGACACUUUGGCUGCGUUUCUGCGGCUUGUGGAAUGUUAUCUGUUCCGCUAUUCCUUCUUGUCCCGACUUCAUGCGCAGGUCUACGGCUUCGCGAAGCUUGUCAGUGCUCACUUAUUGCCUAGAACAACAGCAUACCACGAAAUUUGGUUGGACAAGAAAAUGGUUGCCGGCGAGGCUGUCAAGGACUUUGAGCCGCUCUAUGGCGAGUUCUAUCUUCCUCGAAAGUUCAAAGUUGCGGUUGCGGUACCACCCACUAAUGACGUUGAUGUCUUUGCAAACGACCUAGGCUUCAUCGCCAUCGUCGAUGAGCAAGGAGAGUUGGCUGGCUUCAAUGUUACUAUUGGUGGUGGCAUGGGAGUAACCCACGGCAAUAAGAAAACUUACCCUCGAGUUGCGGAUGUAAUCGGUUUCUGUACUGUCCAAGAAGGUCCUAUUGUAGCAGAAAAGGUCGUGCUUACAGCGAGACAACGUCGUAAAAACGCUCGAUUGAAAUACACCAUUGACCGGAUGGGACUGGAUGCAUUCAAAGCAGAGGUUGAGAGUCGACUCGGUUAUCCGUUGGCCCCAGCACGACCAUACACGUUUGACCGUAACAUUGACGACUUUGGCUGGUCAACGGGAGACGAUGGCAGGCACCACGCUAUGCUCUUCAUCGAGAACGGGCGUAUUCAGGACGAGCCCGGCCGCGAUUUUAAAACCGGUCUUCGCGAGAUUGCAAAAAUACACAAGGGCACGUUCCGUCUAACCGCGAACCAGCAUAUUAUGGUCUCAGAAAUCUCUACGGAAGAUGUACCCGAGAUCAAGAGAAUACUCGCCAAGUACAAAUUGGACAACUUGAACCACACUGGUUUGCGGCUGUCGUCAUCGGCUUGUGUGGCGUUCCCGACCUGCGGUCUCGCAAUGGCUGAGUCUGAGCGUUAUCUACCACUGCUUAUUGACAAGGUCGAGAAAAUCUGUGAGGAGAAUGGGCUUCGCAACGAUUCCAUUGUCAUGCGGAUGACUGGUUGUCCCACACGAUUUACCGGGAAAACAGUAUCGGAACCCGAGAUUCUCGCCAUCCUUGAGCCUAUGAUCAAGCGAUAUGCGCUCGAGCGAAACGAGGGCGAACAUUUUGGUGACUUUGUUAUCAGGGCGGGAUAUAUUUCUUUAACGACAUCCGGAAAAAGAGUGUAUCGUGAGGCUGCUGCAGCUGCAUGA